This is a messenger RNA of Lactuca virosa, 1422 nucleotides long. Lineage: Eukaryota; Viridiplantae; Streptophyta; Magnoliopsida; Asterales; Asteraceae. The record is from the annotation of a GenBank genome assembly.
AUGCUACAAGCUUUGUUGUUGGAUGAGUCUGGACUUGGUGGUGGUCUUGGUAUUGGAGGAGGUUCUGGUACAGGGAUGGGAGGCAUGGCGGCUCUUUAUCAGUUGUUGGAUAGUGACCAACCUUUCUUGUGUAUGCUUCGGAUGAUACUUGUUUCCAUGAGGGAAGAAGAUGAUGGUGAAAGUAAUAUGCUUACAAGGAAUCUUAGUGUUGAUGAAGGGUCGCUUGAAGAUAAGAUUGUUCCAUCAUCAUUAGAAAAUAGUCCACGGACAUCAAUGAGGCAGCCCCGUUCUGUGUUAUUGUGGAGCGUGCUUUCACCCCUCUUGAACAUGCCAAUUUCCGAGUCCAAGCGACAGAGAGUGUUGGUUGCAUCUUCCGUCUUAUAUUCCGAGGUGUGGCAUGCGGUUAGCAGGGACAGGGUCCCUCUCAGAAAACAGUAUCUAGAAGCUAUUUUGCCUCCCUUUGUUUCUAUUUUAAGGAGAUGGCGACCUUAUUUAGCUGGAAUUCAUGAGCUUGUUGCCACCGAUGGUUUGAAUCCUCUGGCUGUCGAUGACCCAGCCUUAGCUGCUGAUGCACUGCCUAUAGAGGGUGCUCUUGCUAUGAUCUCGCCUGGAUGGGCUGCUGCUUUUGCAUCUCCACCUGCUGCAUUGGCUCUAGCAAUGAUUGCUGCAGGUGCUGGUGGAGGUGAAGCUGCUACUCCUGCAACAGCCGUGCAUCAUCUAAAACGUGACUCUUCUGUAGUCGAUAGAAAGCCAGUUAGACUUCAAUCUUUUUCUAGCUUUCGAGAACCAAUGGAGGCAGCUAACAAGUCGUCGUCAUCAUCAUCAUCAUCAUCAUCUGUAAAAGACAAGGCUGCUGCAAAAGCAGCAGCACUAGCUGCUGCUCGUGAUCUUGAACGCAAUGCAAAGAUUGGUUCUGGAAGAGGUCUGAGUGCUGUUGCAAUGGCUACAGCUGCACAAAGACGGAAUAGAAGUGAUAUGGAUCGUGUAAAGAGAUGGAAUGUUUCUGAAGCAAUGGGAACUGCUUGGAUGGAAUGUUUGCCAUCUGCUGACAACAAACCAGUUUAUAAGAAAGAUCUGAAUGCUCUUUCGUAUAAAUUUAUUGCAGUUUUAGUUGGAAGCUUAGCUCUAGCAAGAAACUUGCAACGAUCGGAGGUUGAUAGACGUGCUCAAGUUGAUUCCAUUGCUAGGCAUCGUGCACUCACUGGCAUACGCGCCUGGCGGAAACUCAUCCAUUACUUGAUAGAAACAAAAUGUCUCUUUGGGCCCAUCAGUGAAAAUCUUUACAAUCCUGAGCGAAUUUUUUGGAAGCUAGAUCACAUGGAAAGUUCUACAAGGAUGCGAACAUGUCUGAGGAGGGAUUUUGAGGGAUCAGAUCAUUUUGGUGCUGCUGCAGAUUUUGAAGAUCAUAAGCUAUUUCAAUAG